Molecule: messenger RNA, 1133 nt
Organism: Myotis davidii
Lineage: Eukaryota; Metazoa; Chordata; Mammalia; Chiroptera; Vespertilionidae
Product: saoe class I histocompatibility antigen, A alpha chain-like
Biological process (GO): positive regulation of T cell mediated cytotoxicity; antigen processing and presentation of endogenous peptide antigen via MHC class Ib; immune response
Cellular component (GO): external side of plasma membrane
Molecular function (GO): peptide antigen binding; signaling receptor binding
Source: RefSeq, a predicted model, not a curated record
AUGUCCCAGACUCUCCACGCAGACAGUGUCCCCUACGCCUCAGGUGACAUGAUAAUGGCAUCUCUGUGGGAAGAUCAGGUCCAGGAACCCUGUCCCUAUAACUAUAGGCUCAGCGCCCCCGGCUCAUCCUCAAUGACACAUCCCUGCCCAGAGUUCGAGAGCAAAGACCAGCCAGAGUCCCUGACAAUUCAGUCUCCGCGGGGUGGGCGAGGCGGGGGCGGGGCUGACGUCGGGGCUGGGUCAGGGUCCCACACCUUGCAGUGGUUGUAUGGCUGCGUCUUGGGACCAGAUGGGCGCCUCCUCCAAAGCUAUGACCAGGUGGCCUACGAUGGCGCCGACUACAUCGCCCGGAACGAGGAUCUUCGCUCCUGGACAGCUACCGACAUGGCGGCUCAGAUCACCCGGUGCAAGUGGGAGGCAGCCGGUGAGGCGGAAGAGAUGAGGAGCUACCUGGAGGGCCCCUGCAUGGGGUGGCUCCACCUUUACCUGGAAAAAUGGAAGGAGACCCUGCAGCCCGCAGACCCUUCAAAGGCACAUGUGACCCAUAACCCUGUCUCUGAGCGUAGUGAGGUCACCCUGAGGUGCUGGGCGCUGGGCUUCUACCCUGCGGACAUCAGCCUGACCUGGCAGCGUGAUGGGGAGGACCAGACCCAGGACAUGGAGCUGGUGGAGACCAGGCCUGCGGGGGACGGGAUCUUCCAGAAGAGGGCGGCCGUGGGGGUGCCCCCUGGAGAGGAGCAGAGAUACACGUGCCAUGUGCAGCACGAGGGGCUGCCUGAGCCCCUGACCCUGAGAUGGGAGCCGCCUUCUCAGACCUUCAUCGUCUUCAUCAUCCUGGGCAUCGCUGGGGGCCUGGUUCUGCUGGGAACUAUGGCUUCAGCUGUGAUGUGGGGGAGGAGGCGCUCAGGUGGGCAGGGGUGGGGUCUGAGUGUCUGUCCCCCUGACAGCACCCAGGGCUCUGAUGUAUCUCUCUCACUUUCUAAAGGUGAGACCCUGCCGUGGGGAGGGGUGGAGAGGGGAAGACUGGGUGGUGGGGAGUCUGUGGGACACUGUGAGCAUGAAGUGGGCUUUGAGAAUGUCAUCAGUUAUAGCCACUGACCUGAAUCUGUUCAUGAUGCUUGUCCUCCACAGGG